Molecule: messenger RNA, 1113 nt
Organism: Trifolium pratense (red clover)
Lineage: Eukaryota; Viridiplantae; Streptophyta; Magnoliopsida; Fabales; Fabaceae
Product: SUPPRESSOR OF GAMMA RESPONSE 1-like
Exons: 3
Coding region: 16-693 (225 amino acids)
Biological process (GO): regulation of DNA-templated transcription
Cellular component (GO): nucleus
Molecular function (GO): transcription cis-regulatory region binding; DNA-binding transcription factor activity
Source: RefSeq, a predicted model, not a curated record
ACAUCGUAGUACAAGAUGAAACUGUUUUGUUACAAUAUUGAGCUUGCAAAAGAGUGGCCGGGCUUACCAAAAGGUGUUAAAUUUGAUCCAUCUGAUAAGGAGAUAAUUUGGCACUUGCUUGCAAAAGUUGGUGUAGGAAAUUUACAACCUCAUCCUUUCGUAGAAGAGUUUAUUAUUACUCUUGAAGUGGAUGAUGGAAUUUGUUACACUCAUCCUCAAAACUUACCUGGUGUAAAGCAAGAUGGAAAUGCAACCCACUUUUUCCACAGAGCAAUUAAGGCUUACAAUACUGGCACACGAAAGCGCCGAAAAAUACAUGAUCAGGAUUUUGGUGAUGUCCGCUGGCAUAAAACUGGAAGAACUAAACCAGUAAUCUUGAAUGGGGCUCAAAAAGGCUGUAAAAAGAUUAUGGUUCUGUAUAUGAGCAGUGCGGGGGGAGGAAAAGCUGAGAAAACGAAUUGGGUUAUGCAUCAAUAUCAUUUAGGAACAGAAGAGGAUGAAAAAGACGGGGAAUUUGUUAUCUCUGAAGUGUUUUACCAGCAGCAGCAUGUCAAAUUGGGUGAUAUAGAUGAACAGGAUAUAACUGAAGCCACCGAAGAAACAAUCAUAAAAGUGGAUCCGGUUACUCCCAAAUCGGUGACUCCUGAGCCUCCUCACAAUGAAAGGCAGUAUUCAGAUGUUGAUCUAGGAUAAUUGCACCGUUGUUACCUCAGGCCGCUGCCUAUUUGAGAAGUACCUGACCCAUGGUUGGUAUCAGUAUCGUAAGGACAUGAGAUUGCAACCUGGUGAUCUCCUUAAGUUUACCCUUCCUAAGAAUCCAGGUUUUAUGUUGGUUGGUUGAACUAAUUCGUCGUCGUGAUCGUGCUUGAACAAGUCUCAGUUGAAGAAGGGUUUAGAGUUAUUUAGUAACUUCUGUUUCAAGAUGUCCAUGGUUUGCUUUUGUUUUAUGUAAUAUAUAAUCAAAUUAGUGUCCGUGCUAUGUUUUUAUCUAGGAAAAAAGACUCUGAUCUUUAACUGAUGUUUAUAUGUUAUGCUUUGUGUUGGAUUGCUCCCAGUGUACUAAUGAACUAUUUCUUGAAGUUUAUAAUGAAUUAAUCCUGGGAUUGCUACUAA